UUUUGCAUUACAGUGUGGUCACCAUAUUUGAAGAAAGAUAUAAAGAAAAUUGAAAAGAUACAGCGACAAGCAACCAAACUGGUACCUAGUAUAAGAAUGUUAAGUUAUGUAGAAAGACUGAAAGCAGUGGGCCUUCCAACACCUGAAUACAGAAGAGAUCAUUACGAUAUGAUACAAGCAAACACAAACACUACAAGAUUAAAUAUGAAUAAUGAGGAAUUAGAAAAACAGUAUAGCCCAUCAAAAUGGACACAUAGAUGUUCACCAGAUGAAGUUGUUAAACAACACAUAAUGGCCCUUGCUCAAGGUAGUGAGAAAGCGAAGGCAGAAAUAGAUUGUCAGUUAGAUAGAAUCUAUGGUGAUACAGAAAAACAGAAAAUAGACAUCUUUGGUGCUGAUACAAUUCCUGGGGAUGCUCCUAUAUUUUUAUAUAUACAUGGUGGAUAUUGGCAAGCGUUAGGUCGAGAGAUAUCAAGUUUUAUGGUAGGUCCAAUCUGUAAGUCAGGGGCUGUUGUAGUUGCUAUUGGAUAUGACCUAGCACCAAAAGUGUCCAUGUCAGAAAUAGUCAACCAGUGUAAAAAAGCUGUGUCAUUUGUAUUAAACUUAGCUUCACAUAGAGGUUCCAGUGGAGUUUACAUUGGUGGACAUUCUGCAGGAGGCCACUUGGCAGCUAUGAUGUUAUCUGUUGAUUGGAUGUCUGAAAGUAUGCAGUCUAACUCAAUGAUAAAAGGUGCAUUAUUAGUGAGUGGUAUAUAUGACCUUCAACCUUUAGUAAAUACAUCAGUGAAUGAUCCUCUCAAAAUGACACAGGAAACAGCAUGGGAAAACAGCCCAUUGAAACAUUUAGACACGAUAAAGAAAACUAGUUGUCAUAGGCACAUUAUUGUAGCUGUAGGGCAGCAUGACUCACCAGAGUUCAGACGACAAAGUCAAGAAUUCCAACAAAAAUUAAAAGAUGGUUUAUCAUCCCAAUAUGUUGAUGUUGCUGAUACAGACCAUUUUAAUGUGAUAGAAAAUCUACAGAAUGAUGAUUAUGAAUUAACCAAAGAACUGUUAAAGAUGAUGAAGUUGAAUAUUAAUACUGUUGUUGAUGGUAUGGCCAAGACAUCCUGUAGCUGAGACAAUUAUAGACACACAUCAGAUGUUAUCAGGAUAUGAACAUACAAUUGUUGUUAUAAGUGCCUUAAAUAUUGUUGUUAAUCAUUCCAUUGUUAAUCAGUACUCAAUUUAUUUUACGUUUUAUAUACUUUUGUGUUCAAAACAAUAUUUUUGUCUUUCUUAACAUUUACCCUUUCUAUAAAAGUGCUACAUAUUUGCUACUAUAACUAGACUUUCAUUUUUAUUGCAGUUUUCAAUCCAUUUAUAUUUACCCUAUUGUUAUGUUUGAAGUUUUAUAUUAUACAAAGAAUAUUAUGCAUAAUGGUUGUUUUUCAAGGUUGUAAAGGAUAAUUGUAUUUCACUUCCUAAUAAAGUCUUCCAUUCUAUUGUAUUACAUGUUUAGUUGAAAUUAAGCUUCAUGUGUGACUGUUAUAGCUAAGAUUGACAGACAACUGAUUACAUAAGUUAAUGUUCAAGUUUAUAUAGAUAAAUAUUUGAUAAUUUUUGUUUACAAUAUAACUCAUGUUAUGGAACUAAUACCAGAUAUUUAUAAGAUAUGUAUUACAAAAAUAAGACUUAGCAGUCAUAAUUUGGCUCUAGCAUGUAGCCAUUGCUCUUUAGAUUUGAGAAGAAAGAGAAUGUUAUGUUUGUUCCAUUGAGGAUGAGAUACAUUUCAUUUUAAAAAGUGCUACAAGUUUUUGAUCUUACUUUAUAAAACCUUAUUAUUGGAUAAAUGUUAGUAUUUAUAUAUUCAUAUUUGGUGCAAAAAUAUUAUAAGCAACCCGUUGUAUAUUACACAGUGCUUCUUUACUUGUUUAUGUUGUAUAUUUUUUUUAAUCAUGUAUGCCUUGAUAAUCAUGUUUUUUUACAUUAUUUAUGAAAAUUAUAUUUGGUAUACAAUACAUUGUAUUUUAAAACAACAUCCAGGUUAUUGUUGUGACAGAAAGUGUUAUUGAAGAAAUUCAUCAAACAUAAUGUAGAUGUCAUUAUCUCCUUCAUGUUAAUUAUACAAGAAGGCUCCCAUUUAGAUACUGAACAGAAGGAAAUUCACAAAUGAAAUGAAAGUGACCUACCUUUCAUUUGACUUUGAAUUUCUUAAGAAAAUAAUGCCGAAAAAGUGGUCUAUAAAAACCCUUAGGUAUAAGAAAAAUAUUUCUAUAUUCUGUAAUUCAUUCCUUUUACAGUUCAAAAGUUUUCAUCUUAUUAUACAUGUAGUUAUAUAUUACAAAUCUUUCAUUGAGUAUGAAAUGUUUGAAAAUGCUUAGACAUUCCAUGUAUAUAUAUAAGAUAUAAAUAUGUGUUCAUUUCCAUGUGUAUCUUGUCAAUUGUAUUUUUAAAAGUCCGUAAAACAGCAUUACAUCUAUGACUUUCAUAGAAUGAGUCUAAUAUAUUGGUAACUGGGCAUUUACAAUAAAAAAAAAAUAUUAUAAAUAAUGAAACCUGUUUUACUAAAUUGUUAAUAGUGUAGUUAAAAGUUAGAAAAAACUGAAUAAAUAUAUAAAUAUAUAUAU
This is a messenger RNA of Mytilus trossulus (common blue mussel), 2609 nucleotides long. Its product is annotated as kynurenine formamidase-like. The record is from RefSeq and is a predicted model, not a curated record. NCBI's taxonomy places the organism in Eukaryota, Metazoa, Mollusca, Bivalvia, Mytilida, Mytilidae. The transcript has 13 exons. Gene Ontology annotation, molecular function: lipase activity; arylformamidase activity. Bases 97 to 1119 code for a protein of 340 amino acids.